AUGAUAAACCAAAUAAUGAUGAUAAACCAAAUAAUGAUGAUAAACCAAAUAAUGAUGAUAAACCAAAUAAACCAUGCACACAUAAAAUAAAUAUAGGAAGUAAUACAUUAUCGGGAAAAAAUGAACGACAGAAUAAAAAUAUCCCAAAAUCAUUACAAAAAACAACAAAAUCUGUCAAACGAGAAAAUAAUAAAUUUACACGUAGAUAUCCAGAAGUAGUGAAAAUAGAUUUUGGUCCCAUAACAAAAGUAUUGGAUGAUGAAAGUGAUUAUAGUAGUGAUGAUUUAGAAGAUCAACUAUAUUAUGGUUAUGAAGGAUUAGAACAUGAGAUUAAUGAAACAGAUUUUCAUAUAGAAGGUAUAUUAGCAUAUGGUGAUAUUAUGUAUGAUAUAAAUGAUGUGGAUAAAGAACUUGAUAUAAACGAAGAAAAAAAAACUACAAACACUACAGACAAGAACAAAAAAAAGAGAAAUAAGCAAUCUUCUAGAAAAAGAAGAACGAAACAAAAUAAUAAAUAUAAGAAGGAAGACGAAAAUAUAGAAAUUCAUAUACCUCAAAGAAAUUAUAAACAAGAAAAAAUUGAGAUAUUAGAUAAAAAUAAAAAAGAAAUAAAAUACCAUAAUAAUGUUAAAGAAGAACAGGAAGUAAAGGAACAAGAAAAGGAAGUAAAGGAACAAGAACAUGAAGUAAAGGAACAAGAACAUGAAGUAAAGGAACAAGAACAUGAUGUGAAAGAACAAGAAAAAGGGGGAAUAAAAAAAAACGAUAUUACUAAAAUAACAGAAAUAAAUAUUGGGAAAGAAAAGAAAGACGACGAAGAAGAAGACGAAGAGAGAACAGAUGAUGAAGACGACGAAGAGGGAACAGAUGAUGAAAACGACGAAGAAGAAACUGAAGUAGAUGAAAAAGAAGAAACAGAAGAAGAUGAAGAAGAAACAGAGCAAGAUGAAGAAGAAACAGAAGAAGAAGAAAAAGAAAAAGAAGAAGAAGAAGAAGAAGAAGAAGAAGAAGAAGAAGAAGAAAAAGAAGAAGAAGAAGAAGAAAAAGAAGAAGAAGAAAAAGAAGAAGAAGAAGAAGAAAAAGAAGAAGAAGAAAAAGAAGAAGAAGAAGAAGAAACAGAAAACGAAGAAGAUGACAAAAAAGAGGAAGAUGAAAAGAAAACAAAAGAAAGAAAAAAAAAAAGAAAACAGAAACAAAAAAAUUAUAAGCAUGAAGGAAGAAGAAAAAAUAAAAUGAAAAAUGAUGACUAUGAUGAAUGUUUGAAAACGCAAAAUUAUUAUCCACGUGAUAUGGCAUUUGAACAACAACAAUAUUUCCCACAUGAUAUUCCAUUAGAACAACAAAAUCAUCACCCACAUCAUAUUAUAAAUCACCAACAAAAUCAUCACCCACAUCAUAUUAUAAAUCACCAACAAAAUCAUCACCCACAUCAUAUUAUAAAUCACCAACAAAAUCAUCACCCACAUCAUAUUAUAAAUGAACAAAAAAAUCCUAAUCAAUGUCGUAAAUCAAAGAAACAACCAUAUGAUCAUGUUCAUUACACCUCAAGACAGGAUCAUGGACCUCAAAAUAAUAGCGUUGUAAAAGAACAUGAAGAUAAUAUUCAUGACAUGGUAAAUGGACAAUACGAAUCACAAGAUAUGAAUAAGAAUAAAAAAAAACAUAAGAAUUGUAAAAAUCGAAAUUCUAGAAAAGAAAAAAAACAUCCUAUAAAUGAUAAUUCAUCAGGAGAAUCGAUUAAACAUGUAUAUAAUAAAUUUCCUCAAAAGCCUGGCCGUCAUACAAAUAAUGUUUCAUUAGAAAAACAAAAUAGUCAUGAAUAUAAUGUGAAUAUACAAGAUGGACAGGAGCCUGUAUAUUUUAACUAUGAAGAUAUGUUAAGAGUAGAUAAAUCUUUGUUUACAACUGUCAAUAACAUUUGUGAAAUCGAAUUUAUUUCUACAAAAAAUUAUUUAAUGACAAUAAUUGAUAACGACGAAUCAAAACAUAAUUCUUUAAAUGAUAAUGAUGCAAUAUUAAAAGAAAUAAAUAAAACUCAAAAUAAAUUUAUUAAUUUUCAAUUACCAUUAGAAAUUACAGUACCAAUGGCUCUUCGUAUAAGUGAACGUUUACGUGCCUUUAUUUUUGAUAAAGAAUUAACACCUUAUUAUAUAAAACAAUUAACAGAUAUAUUUGAAUUAGAAAAAGACGCAUCAAAAAUUUAUUAUUAUUAUCUAAAAUGUCAAAAUACGUAUGAAGAUAAAAAAGGUUUAUUUAAAAAUUUAGAUUCAAUAAAAUUAUGCUAUGAUUCACAAAUUGAUAAAAAUUUUGUUUAUAUACCCAAAGAUAAAAUACCUGGAGCUUUAUCCCGUAUAUCCAACUUCGUUAAUGAUUUACUUUUUUUACUUCCAGAAUUUAGUUAA
Plasmodium gaboni is the source of this 2402-nucleotide messenger RNA. RefSeq lists its product as hypothetical. Gene Ontology annotation, molecular function: DNA-binding transcription factor activity. Gene Ontology annotation, biological process: regulation of DNA-templated transcription. The record is from RefSeq and is a predicted model, not a curated record. The transcript has a single exon. The annotation marks the transcript as partial. Lineage: Eukaryota; Apicomplexa; Aconoidasida; Haemosporida; Plasmodiidae.